This is a messenger RNA of Fonsecaea pedrosoi CBS 271.37, 831 nucleotides long. RefSeq lists its product as uncharacterized. Bases 1 to 831 code for a protein of 276 amino acids. The transcript has a single exon. The record is from RefSeq and is a predicted model, not a curated record. Lineage: Eukaryota; Fungi; Ascomycota; Eurotiomycetes; Chaetothyriales; Herpotrichiellaceae.
AUGGCUCCGUCGACAGGCGCAGGUUCACCAGCGUCGAAAGCGAAACCAACGACUGCCGCGGCCGCAUCAGAUGCCGACAUCGCCACCAACAAGGCCCUCCUCUUCCACGCCGAAGCCGCGCGACUAGCGAAAUCAUGGCUCCGCGGUACCGCCGUCGGUGAUGGGCCAGACAAAGAUGAAGAUGAAGACAAAGCCGAGGAGGAUCUCGAACGAGAGUUCCUGCGGAACAAAGACGUCUACUCCGAGACAGGUGGUGUAGGGUAUCACCCUCCCACGGAAUCUUCUCUGUCAAAUGGGAUCUCCUCCGACCAUAAUACGACAACGGCGUUCUUGAGAAAGCAAUUACUCCGCGGCCACCAGCGGGGACGAGCCACGAAUGGAAGCGCACAGACACAUAAUGCCUCGACGGCGCGACCGAACACACAACUACGGGCACCAAGACAGGCAAAGGGCGAGGAUGAUUCGGACGAGGAAGAAUCGCGCUCGGGCGUGGUGGGCAAGAGGAAGCGAAACACCAAUGCUGGGCGCGCAGCAGCAGCGGUCGAGAGCGAAGCCUCUGGCUCUACUCCGUCGCAGAUCCACCCCUCCUCAGCCUCCGAGACGAGACAUUCACUCGAACCUUCUGACGCUGCUGAUUCCGCGCCGAACGAGUCGCAUGACCAGUUUGACAGCGCUCCUCAAGCGACCUCAUCUAGCAAUCCACAGGUGACCCUGCCCAGGGCAGGCAAGAAACGCGGAGCCAGCAGUUACCUAGACGAGCUGCUCGCCUCUCGAGCUGCGAAGAAGAACAAGAAGAAAAAGAAGGGCGUCGCGGAAUCCGAGCCAGGGUGA